GCCUGUUGCUAUGGGGAAUAAGGGAUCAGUAAACAGAAUGACUGGAGUCCACCUCAGGCCUGAGACAACGCGAAGAAAGCUGAGAAAAUAGGUAUCCCUUCGGUUUAGCAAUGGCCCAAGUAAUUGAUUUGGUACCAUGGCCUGAAGAUGGCCAUCGUGUCUACACGGCCCCAGCUGUGCUCCUGCCCCUGGACCCUAGGAAAGUCAUGCUGGCUGGAGUAAAGGACAGGCUUUUCCACCCAGACCUGCCAACCUUACGGCGAAUGGACAUGGACUCAGCAGGGAACAAACUCCCAGAUGAACAUUCCAGGACAAUCACGGCCUGCACCAAAGAGGAUUUUGCCAACGCAUCCUUCACUCUGGGAGGAGUCCCCAACAAGCGCCUCUCAUCGCUGGGGAUGACCGAGCUGGGCCAGUCCCUCACUGCAAGGUACCGAGCAGGGAAGAUGGCUCCGCUCACUCCCAGCACUAACCACGAGGAAUGGCCAAGCUACACACAGGCGAUGGCUGACUGGUCACGCUUCAUCUCCUCUGCUGGAGAAUUCAAGCUACCCAGCGUGAAUAAGAAAGUGCUCGGGUUCAGCUGUUACGCCGUCAGGUACUUAAAGCCAGACGUCUCUCAGACAUGGAGGUACUGCCUCAAUCAGAACCCCAGCCUGGACAAAUAUGGACAGAAGCCCCUCCCUUACAACAGCACCAAUACUUUCAGGAGCUUUGGGUCAGCCUACAGCCGCUCUCACUACCUCCAGCCCUGGCGCUAGACGGCAGGAAACAGGAAAGGGUGUGGAGCCAGAGGUGAAUCUACUUGGCCUCCGACAGCCAGGUCCAACAGCCAAAGCGCACAGGAUCCAAGGGCAGCCGUGGGGAAGGGCAGGAGAUACACAUUGGUUCCACUUCCUAGCAAAUAAAAACCACGCUUAAAAUGUCUAAAUAUAAACGAAGAGAGGAUGAGGGAGGGACUUCCUGGAGGUUUUCAGACCUUUCUCUCCCCUACCCUGCCAUUCAGCCUGAGCUGUGAGGAAACCAGGAAUGGAAAGUUGGUGUGAGCUGGAAAAGAAAGAUGUUUGCUGGACAUUUUCAGAGAUGCACCAGUCAAUUAUAUGCAGAAGCACCAAAAGGCCCCAGUCAAAGAUGAAGGCACCACUGCGCUAGGUGCUGUACAUAUAUCAAAGAUACAGGCUCUUCUCCUUCCCUGCCAUGCACAUGUAGCUCAAACAAAGAAUGCUGGGCACUGAGGCAACCCUUGUGUCCUGUCUGUUGGAGAUGUCCACAGUGUCCCGGUUCUCUUCCCCCCCAACCUCCCCAUCCAUCUAAACCUGCUAGCAUUUACUUCCUGUCAUUCACUGGGAUAAGGCUCAACUCUCCCGCACCCAGCCCUGACCUCCAGAGCACUCUGUGCCUCCCAGGGCCAGGGCCCUCCCCCUGCCAGCAAAUACCCUGUCUGCCCAGAGUCCCUGCGAGAGAGCCAUUUCCAUACCAUGACGCAGAACUUCCCAGCCCAGCUCUCUGUGCCUACUGGAUAGCGUCAUGCCUAGCAGCAUUCUGCACGGUCUGGCAGAGCAGAUUUAGGAAUAGUUGGAAGGUGCCUUUAAAAUGGCCACAGGCCUAGGCUGGCCCAGUGGAGCUCUUUAAACUUGGGUGAGUCAGCCCCUCUGUGCCUCAGUUCCCCGCCUGUGAAAUGGGGAUGGAUAUUUGCACUGCUCUGCCUCUCAGGACUGUCGUGAGGAUAAAUACCUGAAUUGUGCAGGGCUCAGAUGCUACAGUGAUGGGGUACGUGUCUUGCUCCCAGUUAGACAGACAAGCUGGGCGUAACAAAGCAAGUUACUGGAGAGCACGGAGAAGCAGCACUGGAAUCGGGCCCUGCUGAGCGGACAGUCUUCGGACAGAUGCCAAAGCCAGAAAUGCAUGGCCCUGUUAGGAGCUGGUGAGGAAAGGGCCAUUGCAUUAAGUUUUACACUGACCCCUUGCUUAAGAGACAUUCCCGGGCUAUAAUGCUACCCGGAGAUGGGUGCUAAGGGAAGGCAUGGAGCUGCAUUAUGCCAGCAAGAAAUAGCCACAGUAUGUUUGAUGCUUAACCAUGGGGCAAAAAUAGAUCCCUUCAACGCCAAAGUGCCUAAUUUCUGUGGCUAACGCAUUCUGGCACCUCCGCUUCGGUUGAAAUUGUAACAAAGGGCAGCUGCCACCAUCCAGCGAUCAAGGGCAUCAGCAGCGACUGGACGCCGGAACUUCAGCGCCAAAAGCACAAGCCCCUACCCCCCCCCCCCCCGGGGCAACUUGGAACGAAGCUGCAGCUGUUUGAGUGGCUAGUGCAAGACAUACUAACUAAGCCAGCCCAUUUCAGAAUCACCUCUUGGUAGAAGGUGCCGAAAUGGAAAGAAUUCAGAAGGCUUUGAGUCAAAGACUAACAUCUUAUCCUGGAGUUUGGCUUGGAGAAGAGUGGACGCAGACACAGGGAGGUAAUGCCAGGGAUAUAUUAAUUCUUAAAAACCUACACCAGAAAAAAACAGUAUUAAAAAGGUGGACAAGCACCCACACACCAAAUGGCUCAGUAAGAAAGGCCAAUAGUGGCAGAUGGGAGCCCAGUGCUAGGCAAUGUCCCAUACUCCCGGGAACUAGAUCUUCAUCUCUAUGAAAGGGCUUUAGAUUGAAUUUGGUUGAUUCCUUCUGGCGCGGUAUUCAUGGCACGUCCGUUGAUUAAAACCGGGCUGCGCAGCUCACUGGGCAUUGUACAGGGUUUCAGGACGGCAGCACAGUCCAAUGGAGUGGAGCACUGCCUGGGAAUCUACAGACCAGGCUUCUUAUCCCAGCUCUGCCAAUGACCUGGUCAAGUCACUGCACCUCUCCCUGCUUCUGCUUCCCCUCCCUCCCUUUGUCUUGUCCAUUACACUGAAAACUCUUCAGGACAGGGAGCGUUUCAUACCCUGCAUGCACAGCACCUAGCCGCACUCUCAGUGGGAACCUUGAGGGUCCUGUAAUAACGGGUGUAUGAAAUAGCGUGAAGCACCUACAGCCAAGGACAGGCAUGGGGAAAAGAUCAGGAAAGAAACCACAACAGCAGGAUGCUGGAGUAGCUUUUAAUAGGGUAAUUGUACUAGAGCGAUGCAGUCCUAACCCAGCAACCACAGCCACACCGCUCCACACAGGGCAUACCGCAGCAACAGUUGCUCGGUCACAAGACAAGUAACAGGGUUGGGGCAAGUUGGUGCCUGCGAUGUAGUUCUAUUCCGGGCCGUUCACAUUCUGCCUCACCCUCUUAAACACAAGGACAAGCGCCAAAAUCCUACCUGAAAGCUACGAAUGCUUUUUCGGGACAACUAAAAAGCCAUUCAAUGUACGUUAAGCCUGUGCAAUUACUGGUUUUGAGGCAGGAUGAAAGGAGUCUGUAAAAUGAAGGUUAUCCCUUCUCUGCUUCAGUAUAUUUCAGGUGGAAAACACAUCACACGUUUAUACAGAGCACAGUUCUGUCACCCAUGUGCGGAGCAGUAGGAUUUACCUGUAGGAGGUAGGGGCGUCUCAGCGAGACCGGAUGGCAGAGUCAGGCCCAGAAGAGAGCAGGCAGACACCCCAGCUGUCUAGUUGCUUGGAAGAUCUCAUAGUACUUUCUUGUUCAUUGAUGAGACCCAAAAGUAGCAGGGAGACUUCUGUUACCUGCCAUUGAACAAGGCAUUGCCAAGGGCAUUUAACAAAAUGGAAAAGUGGAGUUAAGAGACUAAUACUUAUUUCUGUGUGGCAGGCCCCUCCAAGCAGGGUUAGAAGGAGCUUUUGGUACAGAAAUCAGUGUUCACCAAUUCUAUUGUGCAGUUAAAACCUACCUCAGAACUUUGAGUUGCUCAGUCCACUCACACUGCUGUAAAGGCCAUGUUCAUCGCCUGCAAGGAGCCUUACCCCGACUCUACAUCCCCGAGAGCUUUAUAGGGGCACCAAUAUAAUGGCUAUCACAGCUUUGAUUCCAAAGGAAGUUUCAGCUCAUGCUGCCCAUGCCUCAGUGUGUUUUGACGAGCACAGCGGUCUUGUGCCUAGGGUCAGUUUAGAGUGGACAGGCUAAGUUACUAGAGAGCAGAGCUUUAGAGCCAUGAGGAAGGAUAAAAGAGGGAGAUACAGUGCUCUUCCCGGUCUAUCCAGGGAAGGUGGAUGAUCAAAAGGCAACUUACAAAUAACAGGACAUAUCUGUUUCUACGACAAUUAGGAGGUCAAAUCAAAUACAGUAUUUCACUUUCCAGCGAGCUAGGAGUAACAGCACAGAACACUACCAGCUCCUGUCAGUAAACAGUGACCCCAGUCCCUGAAACGGAGAGAAGCCUCCAUGAUCUUUGACACAGGCCCAAUUAAAGGGAUUGCACAGAAAGGUGGAAACGAAAGAAACAAGCCGAGAAAUAAAACAGCCUUUCAGUACUUUCAAAGCAGCAUGAAGCCUUUCAGUUGAGUGGAUUCCAACCACUUCCCCACUGGUACUUAGCUGAUUGCUUCCAUUGGAGCCCUGCAUCACAGUAGGAUGGGAAUAAUGCCUAUAAAUAUAAUAGCCUCUGAUGCUACUCACAUUCCCACCUGUGUGGCAUGCUGGUUUAAAGUUAGACUGAGAAUGACAACGGGAGAGGUUUUCAAGGCCAACAGAGCCAAUGAAAAGAUUAGGAGUGCUUACCUUACAGAGGAGACGACACGGAGCAAACAUGUUAACAAUACACAAAACAUCGAGUGGUCUGGACAAGGAGUAUUGACUGGACACUGCUACCCAUCCUCUCAAACAUUUUAGAUGUGGAAAGUGAGGCCGCGAGGGGACGUGCCCAUGGUCACUCAGCUAAUCAGUGUCAGAACCAAGAACAGAACUCUGGUCUCCUGAUUUGUGGAAUGGGAAAAGCAGUAGCCCUUAAACAGCACUGAACAAUGCAAAUACCAUCACAGGCAACGCAAGCUGGUAGGAGAAUUCCAGAGUAGCACCACCGAGUUACUCAAGGUGGUGGUGGGGGUAGGCACAGAAGAGGUUUUUCCAAUCACAGAACAGCUUUUUUCAAAAAAAAAAAAAAAAAAAACUAAGUGUGAUGAGAAAUGGUCGCCAUUGUGGAUAUUCUUUCUAAACACCUUUCCAUGACAUCAUUCAUUUCCCAAAGACGUUUUCUAAAUUACUGAAACUCCUCGUUGACCAAACCCCAGUUUCCAGUAACAAAACAGUGUUUUUGGUAAACGACAAAUGUCUAUCGCAGUUUCAAAAGCUAUUGCAAAAUAAAAGAGGGGGACCCCACCAACUUUGAACCCUGUGAAACAGGAACCACUUCAACAUUUUGAGCAGAGUCGUGUUCCCACUGUUUGGCCAGCUCUACUUAUUACUCGUUAGAAUUUAGCCAGCUCUUAACCCUUUGAUUUAUGCAGAUUUCUUGGUUUUAUCGUUAUUUAGCGAAUUCCAAAUCAAAAGACACUUACUGUGCAAAGCUGCCAGCGUUUGGGGGGUGAACCUGCCCCAAAGACAUACAAUAUUAUCUGAUGCUCUAGAACAAAGUUCAAACAGUUCCAUAUUUUAAAACCCUAAAACACAAUUUAACUCCCCCCGCCCCAUGUCUGGCUUGGAAAUAACCUUACAAAGAAUAAGGAAGCUAGGCAGUGGUGAGGGGAACCCCCCCCCCCCCCAUUUACAUCAAUAAUUAGACACAAGGCUUGAAAAACAUGCCACAGAAGUUUUAAUGCAUCUGGUCAGAACCAUGCUUCUCUCCCCUCCAAAAAGCCAGGAACCCCAGCAGCACAGAGCCACUCACUCAAUACUGACCCAGAAGGGAAGGCAGCCACCUAGCUGAAUUGCCAGCACCACCUUCCUGAAGGAUCUAGGCCAGGGGUUCUCACAACAAAUUUUUUGCUGGCCUCAGAGUGCGGCCACCAACUCUUGCUGGUGGCUGCUCUGCCAAUUUUUUCCUAAAAUACUUAAUUAACUUUAGGAAAAACAAAUAAAUAUGCACAUAUCCAUGUCCAAAUCAUUGUAAUUUAUUUAUGUAGGGGUUUGGGUUUUUUGCAGACUCAAUAAUAAAAAUAAUGUACAGUUGUCCCUAUUCUUUACUGGACCUAAAGAGAAUAGAAACACAAAAGGUGCUUUGCAUGUUUUGCUUCUUUGGGUUGAUUUUUUUUUUUUAAAGACUUGCUAGCUAGUAAGUCUGCUAUUGUGAAAAGUGAUGUUUGUAUUUUUGUUAAUAACACUUUUCACAGCAGACUUACUCAGCCCUGGCAAGCUGAGGAACAAAUUAAACCCUGGAUGGGGAGGUGGGUAAGGAGGCUGGAGGGCCAGGGCAAUGGAGGACUGGAUGGGGAGGUGGAAGUGAAGGUCAGGGCGAUGGGGUGAGUCUGGGGAUGGAGCCUGGAAUCCUGCUGCUCGGGUGAGGGCUGGAGGAGGCAGCAAGAUCCAGGGGCGAUGUGGGGGCAUGGGGGGACGGGUUGAGCCCAGGGCCGGAGCCUGAAGCCCUGGGACUGGGGGACAGAGCCUGCUGCUGCCGCAUGGCCAGAGCCUGCCGCCCACCACCCCAGGGCAGAAGCCCAAAGCCCAAGCCCCACUGCCCCCAGGAAGGUGGAGAACUCACACUGGUUGCCUGCUCCUAGUGUUAGUGGCUCCAGAAGAGGGCAGGGACCAACCCCUGCUGGCAACCCUGGGGGAGGGGCCUCUUCUUUGUUCUCCCCCCUCCCAGAAUCACCAUCCAGGAGGCUGUGGCUGCAAGAAAAGCCCACGGUGGCCACAUUUGAGAAACGCUGAUCUAGGCCUUAAUUAAAGAUUUCCCAGCCAUAUGAUGCUGCCCUGCCCAGGUUAGGGGGUCAAAGUCUCAGGCAAGUCUCCCUUCACAAUAAAGGAUCUAAGCACGCAAUAGAUCCAACUUCUAGGAUACAGAAUUGGAACAUUUCCCCUCCCCCUCAAAACCAGGAAAACGUAACAUGCUGUCCACAUAGUGCAGUGACAUUAUGGGCUGUUUCUAGGAAGCCAAGAAUUUCAUUCACUGAUGCAAGUGCUACUUAACACAGACCUGGGUUCUGUUCCCAGCUUUGCCACUACGUCACUUUCCCUCUGUGCGCCUCCUUUCCCAACCUGUAAAAUGCAGUGACUACUUACCCUUCUUUUGUCACAGUGCUUGGAGAUCUAGGGCUGUAUAUUUAUAAGCAGGACCAUUUAGAAGGGAGAAAUGUUUU
Messenger RNA from Caretta caretta (loggerhead turtle), 7152 nucleotides. It is a transcript of the gene SPMIP8, whose product is annotated as sperm microtubule inner protein 8. The record is from RefSeq and is a predicted model, not a curated record. NCBI's taxonomy places the organism in Eukaryota, Metazoa, Chordata, Testudines, Cheloniidae.